AACGCUAAUAAAAGGCUUUUCCUUCUUAUUCUUUCCUUUUUCCUUCUCUCUCCUCUGAGUUAAGCAAUCGUUUUGGUUUAUACGAUUUUUAGCUUGAUUCUCGUUCUCGUUCUCUGCGAUUUCGUCUCCCAUUCAGUUACCUGCAUUUCUCGAGCGGCGUUUUGUUUUUGCGUCUGGUUUCCACGAGCUUUCUAAACUAGAUAUUGUUUUUCUCACAUCAGUUUUAAGCAGAGUAACCAAGGGAGAUGAACAGUGUUCAGGGCCAUUAUGCUUGAUGGACUGCUUGCCGAACAGCAGUGACAAGAAAACAUUGAAGAGGUGGUUCUUCAUUGAUAAAAGGGUUGGCUGAAUUGAAUUUCUGAGAUUGAACAUUAAGAUUUGUUUCUUUACACUUGAGUGGAUAGUUUUCUAAGGAAUCUGCUAGCUUUUACGUUAUAAGUAGUGACACAAAGCUGGAUCCAAUGGACCUAAAAUCUAAUCACACUGCUCCUGUUCUUGGUGAUCCUGCACCCAUAAGCAAGUCAAGAUUACGAGUACAUUCCAGUCUGUUUCCAUACUCACCCCCAGGAGCAGUGUUCUCUCCAAAUCUAUUUCUAACUGUUCCUAGGAAGAAAACUGGAAUUCUUGAUGACGUUCGUGCCAGCAGCUGGCUGGAUGCUAUGAAAUCCUCAUCCCCCUCUCAUAAGAAAACCAGGGAAUUCAACAAUGAGCUUGCAUCAGCUGAUACAGAUGUUGCAUAUCGCACAUGGAUGGUUAAAUAUCCCUCUGCACUUACAUCUUUUGAGCAUAUCACAAAUUUUGCAAAAGGCAAGAGAAUAGCAUUGUUUCUGGAUUAUGAUGGGACUCUUUCACCAAUUGUGGACAACCCUGAUUGUGCCUUUAUGUCUAAUGAUAUGCGAACUGCUGUAGAAAAAGUGGCAAAAUACUUCCCAACAGCAAUAAUUAGUGGAAGAAGCCGUGACAAGGUGUAUGAGUUUGUAGGACUAACAGAUCUCUAUUACGCGGGAAGUCAUGGAAUGGACAUCAUGGGGCCUGUUAGGCAAUUUUCCGAUGAUCACGCUAACUGCAUUAGAUCUACUGAUAAGCAGGGCAAGGACGUUAAUUUAUUCCAGCCUGCUAGUGAAUUCUUACCUAUGAUUGAUGAGGUUUUUAACUCACUUGUCAACAGCACCAAGGAAAUUAAAGGAGCAAAAGUUGAAAACAAUAAGUUCUGUGUUUCUGUCCAUUACCGUAACGUAGAUGAGAAGAAUUGGCCAACAGUUGCACAACGUGUCUACGAUGUCAUCAGAAACUACCCUCGUCUACGGUUGACUCAGGGGCGGAAGGUAUUAGAGCUUCGGCCUGUGAUCAACUGGGAUAAGGGGAAAGCUGUUACAUUUCUACUUGAAUCACUUGGGCUUAGCAAUUGUGAUGACGUGCUUCCCAUUUAUGUUGGGGAUGACCGGACAGAUGAGGAUGCAUUUAAGGUUCUGAGAGAGGGAAAUCGAGGAUAUGGCAUUUUAGUAUCAUCUGUGCCCAAGGAAAGUAAUGCAUUUUUCUCCCUGAGGGACCCACAAGAGGUAAUGGAGUUUAUUAAGUCAUUGGUGAUCUGGAAGAAGAAGACAAGCGCUCUCUGA
Messenger RNA from Theobroma umbraticum, 1616 nucleotides. Lineage: Eukaryota; Viridiplantae; Streptophyta; Magnoliopsida; Malvales; Malvaceae. The record is from RefSeq and is a predicted model, not a curated record.